GAUAGGCAAGAGAAGAUGCUGCUGAAGGAGGACUACGACAACAGCAUCAAGGAGUCAGAAAUGGCAGAAAUGAUGAAACAAGAAGAGUAUCAGAUUCAAGAGCAGUGUGCAAAGUGUCACAAGAAAGACACAGAACGCCCUAAGAAGGAGGCCUUGAAGUAAGAAUCUCUGCCAGGAACACUUCAACAUAUUCCUUCCUCAGAGUCAGCUGAAAUAAAUGACCCAGAGGCUUUUCCCUAUAAUUUUAUUUAUGAAAGUGCCUCGGGCUCCAAAUCUUCUUAG
Molecule: messenger RNA, 282 nt
Organism: Castor canadensis (American beaver)
Lineage: Eukaryota; Metazoa; Chordata; Mammalia; Rodentia; Castoridae
Source: RefSeq, a predicted model, not a curated record